AUGCUACGGCCAUUUGUCGCCGGUGCUGCGUCCCGUGGGCUUUGCCUUGGCUGGCGACUCCGCUGCCCUUCGAUUCUUCGAGGCCGGGGCUUCGGCGAAAGCAGCGAGGAUGUCAGAGAGCUGGAUCCUCAUGGGCCCAAGGGCACUCCCAAGGGUCUCACAGAAUCGACACCGAGUACCAGUAGCGCCAUUACAUCCUUCACUGGGGGCUUGCCAGCGAGCCGCGACUUUGAUUUGCGGCAAUCCUUCCGAAAGUUUCCGUUACACCGAGAUGUACAGCUUGGAUUGAUGAAGAUGGGCGUGUCGGUUCCAACGCGUGUGCAGGAUCUGACGAUGCCAAUGCUGAUGGAAGGUGUGUCGACAUUCAUUCUGGCACAGACCGGCACGGGCAAAACUCUGGCCUACGUGUUGCCAAUUGUGCAUAAGCUGCUCUCCACGAACACGGAAGGUUUCUUCCCGAAGAGCCGAAAGCCGAGAGCCAUCAUCGUGCAGCCAACUCGCGAACUGGCUCUGCAGACCAUCAAGGUGGUCCGGAACUUCCCAGUGAGGUCGGUGGUGUGUGCUCCCAGUUGCUCCUUCGUCAAGGAGACCCAGGCGCUUUUCGCGGGAGUUGAUGUGGUGGUGACUACGCCAUUUCGCCUAAUUCUUCACCUCGGAAAAGCUGACAUGGUCUUGAACGAGGUCCGACAUGUGGUGUUCGAUGAGGCAGACACGCUAUGCGACACCUUCUAUGAGAAGGACACAAGCAAGCUUCUGAAAGGACUAGAGGAGGACUGUCCGGCAAAGCCGCAGGUGAUCAUUGUCGGUGCAACUCGCACUGGAGCCGUAUCGGCUUUUCUGCGCAAGCACAUGAACAACACCCAGGUCAUGCCUGUGGUUACCACAGAUGCACACGUGCCGCCGCCACACCUGGAGCAGGUGUUCGUCCCCACCCGCGGCAAGCGCUUGCUGUCAGUAUUGUGGGACGUUCUUGGAGAGGUUCCAACUGUCGGAAAGAAGACGCUGAUCUUCACCAACCGUGCACCAACGUGCAAGGCCGUACACAAAAGCCUCCUGGAACACGGCAUGAAUGCCGUUUGUUUGCACGGCAAUGUUCACCCGGACAAGCGCAAGCAGGCUUGGGAUUCCUUUGCUGGCGCUGGCAAAGCUGACGUCAUGGUGUGCACCAACCUGGCCUCAAGAGGGCUGGACUUUAGCAACGUGCACCAUGUGGUGAUGUAUGACUUCCCGCUGAAUAUGGCGGACUACCUCCAUCGGGUCGGGCGCACGGCCCGCGGAGGCCGCGCAGGAAGGGUGACUACCAUCACCCCCCGACGCUACUGGCCGUUCGUGUCCAAAAUACAGGAGGCGACAAAGCAAGGCAAGCCUAUUGAAGUCCGGAACAUGUCAAAGAAGGUGAAAAAAAUCCUUGCGAUCGAGAACUAUCAGAAAGUUCUCCAGGCACGGGACGUCAAAAAAAGUGUCAAGCAAAAGCUCAAGCAGCGGCUGGGCCUCCCACCUGCCAGAAACAUCGGCUCCAAGGAGACCAAAGCUGCAAUGAAGAGGCUUGAUCGACGAAUGAAAGCAAUUAAACACGUUCGCUACUUGUGGAAGCGUGGCAUUCUAAAGCGGGGCCACAAGAUUCCACAGAUGCCUGACAAGCAGAUCGAGGCUUCUGAAACGCAAACUAUGUCGACACUUGUGCGAGCACGUGAUGGCCUGCUCCAGGUUGUACCGAACCGACGCCGUCCAAACAGGGGCGCAGAUCGACCGGAGAACGCUCCUUUGCAGCGAGUCCGCGUAAACUCGAAUGAACCACCGGCUGCUUCGAACCGGCGCCGGCGGACUGUGAUGUAA
Molecule: messenger RNA, 1836 nt
Organism: Symbiodinium sp. CCMP2592
Lineage: Eukaryota; Dinophyceae; Suessiales; Symbiodiniaceae
Source: the annotation of a GenBank genome assembly